ACGGAUCGGUCGAUAGGACCGCCUCUUCCACCCUCUUCCGCUAUUGUGUCAAUCCAGAGGCACACUUCUGAUUACUCUGUUAGCCAGUAAGUAAGCAGCGUCUGCUCUUGGACCUGUCAAACCUCUGCACUUAUCCAGGUGUUUUUGCGUCUCAGGUUCCUACAACUGUUCUGCCUCAAGGAAGUGGGAGUUGGCCGAUGAACGUUGGAUUGUGGCGUUCUGCUAACGUUCCAGGAACCUUCCGGUGGUGUCCUGCUGCCGGUGCCUGUGAGGUUCCCUCAUAGAGACCAUGUUCUAGAGGUUCUGGGUUCUCGAAGCCUGGCUGAGACUCUGGAAGAUGAACAAUGAGGACGAGUUCUACGACGCCGUCACAGGCUUGGAUUCGGAUGAGUCAUACGAGGGAGUGUCGGAGGCUAGUUUUAAAGAUGCGGUGGUAUUUGACGGCAGCCAGCAGAACAAUGGCUCCGUUCCACAAGAGAACGGGAUCAAGAAACACAGGGCCAGAUUACCAGCCCCCAUGUUCUCCAGAAACAACUUCAGUGUGUGGAGCAUCCUGAAGAAAUGCAUUGGACUGGAGCUGUCCAAGAUCACCAUGCCCAUCGUGUUCAAUGAGCCUCUCAGCUUCCUCCAGAGGAUCUCUGAAUACAUGGAGCACACUUACCUCAUCAACAAAGCCUGCUCGCUGUCCGACUCUACAGAACGCAUGCAGGCGGUAGCUGCUUUCGCUGUGUCUGCUGUGGCCUCCCAGUGGGACAGGACUGGAAAACCCUUCAACCCACUACUGGGAGAGACCUACGAACUCAUCAGAGAGGACCAGGGCUUCAGGCUGGUGUCAGAGCAGGUGAGCCACCACCCUCCAGUCAGUGCCUUCCACGCAGAGAGCUUGACGGGAGACUUUGUCUUCCACGGAUCCAUCUACCCCAAGCUCAAGUUCUGGGGCAAGAGCGUUGAGGCGGAGCCCAAGGGAAUCAUUACACUAGAGCUCCUCAAGCACAAGGAGGUGUACACAUGGAGCAAUCCCUUCUGCUGUGUCCACAACGUGAUCCUGGGCAAGCUGUGGAUAGAACAGUACGGCACGGUGGAGAUCCUGAACCACAGUACUGGAGAAAAGUGUGUGCUGAACUUCAAGCCUUGCGGCCUGUUUGGGAAGGAGCUACACAGAGUAGAGGGCUACAUUCAAGAUAAGAGUAAGAAGAAGAAGUGUGUGAUCUACGGGAAGUGGACCGAGUGCAUGUGGAGCGUCGACCCUCAGACCUAUGACCUCAACAAGAAGGCAGAAAAGAAGGCCGACCCCAAGAAAACCAAGCAGGAGGAGCCUGAGGGGGCAGAGAAUGAUGAUGCGGAUGACAUGCCUGAGGCCCAGGAGACUGUAGCUGUCAUCCCUGGCAGCACACUCCUCUGGAGGAUCUCAUCCCGACCAGCUCACUCCACCGAGAUGUAUAACUUCACUAACUUUGCCAUGGCGCUGAAUGAACUGGAGCCUGGCAUGGAGGGCACGCUGGCACCCACAGACUGCCGCCUGCGGCCCGACAUCAGAGCUAUGGAGCACGGCAACAUGGACGAGGCGAGCCGAGAGAAGGAGAGGCUGGAGGAGAAGCAAAGAGCUGCCAGGAAGGAGAGGGCCAGGACAGAGGAAGAGUGGUCCACCAGGUGGUUCCAGUCUGGCACCAACCCCUACACCAGCUCCCAGGACUGGCUCUACACUGGAGGCUACUUCAGCAGGAACUACACCGACCUGCCUGACAUCUACUGAGCCGGGGUGUCGCCACCAACCCCCCCACCCUCCUCACCCACCAGCCCCUUGCUUCUCUUCAUGGCCUCCAUGGUCUAAGCAUAAGAUAACGUUUAGACCUUAACCACAGCACAUAUGUAUCUAUAUGUUUGCAGCACAACCCCCCCUCCCCCUCAUACACACACACACAGCUUGAGAUGGACAGACAAGAUGGAAGACAGAAAAACGGUCGCUGGUGAGAUCAGGGCUGUGAAUGCACCUUCUGACUGACGAUGGAUUGAUGGACUCAAACGUGCACGUACACACACACUGUGUGUGGAUUAUGAGGGACAAUACAAUGUCACACUAUUAUCUGUAAACACGGACAGGAAGUGAUGUAACUGAGUCAGGAAGAGAUCAUGUUUAAAAAGGGAGAUUUUCCCCUCUGCCCCCUCCCUCAAUUGGGCCAGAAAGAGAGAUUUGACUCCUUUACCUACAGUGAAACAGACCCAUGAAAAUGGUCUCCUCAAAGUACCGAGGCCCACUCCAUAUCCAUGUUCCCCAUUGGUCAGUCAUUCUCUAAACUCCGCCCUUCAGCCUGCCACCAACUCUAGCAGUGUUUACACUGUGUCCUAGCACACUUACAAAAUGAGUUUUUCAACGAGGGUCAUAAAAAAAAACAUUGGCAUCCACCUUAGUAGGCACUCAUCCCCAGAACCCAUUGUUUAAUGCAUAUGCGGGUCUUUUAGAUUUUUAGAACUGUCGGUCGGGUGCAUGUUAGAUUUGUUUGAGAUCUAUCUUAAGUGUAUACUCACCUGCAGCAUUUUCCAGUCUUCUCUGAACACCAGUAGACCCAUCAGCCAGUGUGAGUGUCUGCUCCUCUGCUGCAUGGCUCUCUGCUCCAGCUGCACAGCCUGUCCUCACCCCUCCCUGGCUCUCUGCUCCAGCUGCACAGCCUGUCCUCAACCCUCCCUGGCUCUCUGCUCCAGCUGCACAGCCUGUCCUCACCCCUCCCUGGCUCUCUGCUCCAGCUGCACAGCCUGUCCUCAACCCUCCCUGGCUCUCUGCUCCAGCUGCACAGCCUGUCCUCACCCCUCCCUGGCUCUCUGCUCCAGCUGCACAGCCUGUCCUCAACCCUCCCUGGCUCUCUGCUCCAGCUGCACAGCCUGUCCUCAACCCUCCCUGGCUCCUCUGCUCCUUGCCUGCUGCUCACCACUCUAGCUAGUCUGCUUGGACGUCCAGUAAUCAUGGCAAGGAAUGAUGAUUCCUGAAACAAAACAUUAAGGGUUGAUAACAAUAACAGUUGUUGAGAGUAAUUGGUGUGUGUGUGUGUGAUGGGUGGAUGUGAUUGACUAGCCAUUUGUACAGACUCUAAAGCCAUAUGGGUAAUUUUAACACCAGGGUGGCCAUGGCUUACAAACAUGGUGUUGCCAGUCAGUUUUCUGUGAUCACGACAGCAUGUGAAACUCAAAGACUUAACCAGAGCUAUCAUUAGAGUAUGAUCGUAAAAAAAAUGUAAAUAGUAACUUCAUGAGCUAUAAAUCAUUGUAGUUCAGCCUUAUCCACUCAGUGAAUUUGAUAUUAGAUGGAAACAGUAGUUUCAUCAGCUAUUUCACAUAGCAGUUGUCACCCCUACCAAGCUCACUGAAUUAUAGCCUUCCUGGUUAGGUACUGAAAGUAGUUUUAACCAGCAAAAAAAUAAAAAAAUUGUAUUUCAACUGUCUAUGUCCAUGUUAGAGAAUGUCUGAAUGAAAUCUUUGCUCCCCUGCACCAAGAACUAUAGCUUGGCUCCAGAACAGUGUAUGCAUAAGCCAACUGUUUUAUAGGAUUGAAAGUAAUUUACCAACAGCAAGCCAAUGGCAAAUAAGCUUGACUCAUAGCUAGUUAGUUGACCAAUAACUAGCUCUUGUCACUUGUGAGUUUAAUCGUAGCUCGCUUUCAAAUCUAGCUAGAUUAAGAUAAAACGUCAAAACUAUCUAGCUAAAGAGCACACCGUUGAGGAACCAAGCUAUUAGAACUUUUCUACGCUCCCAAACCACACUGUGCAUUCCAGGUAUCAGCCAGAAUCUAUGCAACCAACCACUCCUAGGCUCACCCUCCUCCGUAAAUGAACAUGCAUAAUAAAACCAAAUAAACAAUUCACUAGUUCUUCACGACCACAAAACAUUCAUUUUUUGUCGAGUAACAUUGGGAACUUCAUUGACCUGUAAACCGCAACAACAAAUCUUAGCAGUGAUUGUGAAUACGGUAUGAUCUAUAGAUCUCUGUAGUGUAUUGUACUUAAAAGUUCUACUUAGGUAAAUGGAUACCGUAGAACAAAUUAAUUGUGACUGAAACAUUUGACCUGCGCCCCCCACCACCACAUCCACAGUUAGCUACUUAUUUUACUUUACAUGCAACACUUUUUUCAAAAUCUUUUUUUCUUAUUCAAAUGAUUAUAGAUGCUUCGAAGAAGUGAUUCGUUUUUGCAAAAGGGUGUGGUAAACCAACAAGUCAUAGAUAAUGAUGUAAUUCUUCAGUUUAAAUGUUAUUACCAUGUUAUUCCUUUUGCCUGGAUUUACGUAAACCUUUUAAAUGUACCGUUAUUUCAUUUGAUAUUUAUGCGUUAGGUUUAUUGGAGAAAUGUUUUGACAAAUAAUUAGUUUGUUAACUUAUCUCUCUUUGUCUAUAUAUUAUCAUUAAUAACAAAGUGAACAGUUAAGUUUAGAGCAGGAGUGUAUAUCUUCACUGUCUGUGCAGAAAAUGUAUGUGAAAUUGACCACACUACUUCUAUCACUUCAUCACGGUUAGCUACAUGCUAAUAUGGUUAUCCACAUGGUAAUGCAGGUAAAGACUAAUGUACCAACAUUAAAAAGUAGAUUUUA
Osmerus eperlanus (European smelt) is the source of this 4575-nucleotide messenger RNA. RefSeq names its product oxysterol-binding protein-related protein 2-like. Gene Ontology annotation, molecular function: cholesterol binding. The transcript is spliced from 14 exons. Lineage: Eukaryota; Metazoa; Chordata; Actinopteri; Osmeriformes; Osmeridae. The record is from RefSeq and is a predicted model, not a curated record. Gene Ontology annotation, cellular component: perinuclear endoplasmic reticulum; intracellular membrane-bounded organelle; plasma membrane. Bases 338 to 1753 code for a protein of 471 amino acids.